Molecule: messenger RNA, 474 nt
Organism: Arabis nemorensis
Lineage: Eukaryota; Viridiplantae; Streptophyta; Magnoliopsida; Brassicales; Brassicaceae
Source: the annotation of a GenBank genome assembly
AUGCACAACCAACGUAUCUCCUCGGCUAUUGCUACACAUCCGGUAACUACACGUCAAACAGUCUAUACAAAUCUAGAUUCUCUGAUAUCCGCUCUUCGUUCUCAAUCAUCCGACAAAGGUUUCUAUAGCUAUGCCUCCGGUUCUUCCUUGACCACAACGGUUUACGGAAAAUAUCUCUGCCGUGGAGACAUCUCAUCCUUAACCUGUGAAACAUGCAUCUCAAGAGCGUCAAUAAACGUUCUUAUAGAAUGUCCUCUCCAAAAAGAAGCUAUCAUAUGGUACGAAGAAUGUUUCCUUAGAUACUCCAACAGUAAGAUUUUCUCCAUAUUUGAUAAUGGACCGUUCGUUACAUGGACAACGUACGAAACCAUGAUGUAUCCAUACAGUUUCAUUAAUACCGUGGAGUACCGUUUGGACUGGCUCAUACCAGAAGCUUACUCGAGCUCUUCAUAUUUCGCAAGAGAAACAUAUUAG